Corticium candelabrum is the source of this 806-nucleotide messenger RNA. Its product is annotated as kinetochore protein Spc25-like. The record is from RefSeq and is a predicted model, not a curated record. NCBI's taxonomy places the organism in Eukaryota, Metazoa, Porifera, Homoscleromorpha, Homosclerophorida, Plakinidae. Gene Ontology annotation, cellular component: Ndc80 complex. The transcript is spliced from 6 exons. Gene Ontology annotation, biological process: chromosome segregation. Bases 23 to 715 code for a protein of 230 amino acids.
GGCGAACGCGGGUUUUGUUCUCAUGAGUACUUUGUCUCUCAUCAGUCGCGACUUUGAUCUUUCCUCUGCUGCUACUGACCAGUCGUUAACGGCCAAAUGUAGUAAACUAGAGGCGGUGGUGGAAAGGUUUACCACUUUUCAAACAGAACGGUCCGACAGAGCCAGAGAGGAAUCCUCCGCUUACAGAGAAAAGGCCAUCACUGAAAGAAAGCAAAAGCUCGAAGCUAAACAGCAAGCCAAGCAACGAGUAGCUGAAGGCAAGAAAGAACUGAAGGAAGUGAACAAGAUGAGAAAGAAGUUGAUGAAAGAUAUUGAUUCUGUCAGUAAAGAGCUGCAUGAGAAACUUCAGAUUGUGGAUGAAGAAACGAAAGCUAAUAUGAAACGAGAGGAGGAAAGGUCUGCUAAGGUCGACAGGGUCACGGAAAAUUUACAGAAGAUUUUGGAUAAAUUUCAUCUUCAUUUCAGAAAGAUCAAAGGUUGUCAGAUCCAAGCAGUUUUCAAUUAUGUUGAUCGGGACGAUCAAGACAGGAACUGUUACUUUAUUGUGAAGCUGUUGGAUGGCAAAGUGUAUGAAGUCACUCAGACAAAUCCAGAAGUUCAAGAUGUAGACAAGCUAGUUGCUGAACUUAAUGCAUCGCAAAACUUUAGCAGAUUUGUGUGUACGAUCCGCAAACGCUUUCAGAUGGCUAUAGAGGAGGAAAAGAAACUCUCAUGAACUCUGCAUUGUAGCAGAAUGCCCAUACACUUUGUCUAUAAAUUGUAAGCAUAGUAAUAGCUAAUCAGCAAACAACUGUAACCAUAUAAAA